CCCGGCGGACCCCCGGCCUGGGGAGGGAGUUUCGGCCCGCGGCCUCAGGGGGCUGGCUGUGCGCGGCUGCCCCGGUGAGGGGGAACCUCCACCUUCCGGGCCUCCAGCGGGCCGGGGUCCGAGGGGUCCGUAGCCUGGGCCCCGGGGGGAAGGUCGCUGGGUCCUGCGUCGCCCGUUGAGAAAACGACCCGGGGCUGGUGACCCUGGUGUCUCCCGUUCGUCUGCGUUCCCUGGGGACCCGGCCCUGUGCGGAGAGGGAAGGUGCAGGGCUGCCGACCGGAGUACGACAGACCUACGGAAGACCACCCUUGGUCGGGGCUGGCACCGGUUUGGGCCGACACUCACGGAACCCGCUGUACAUCGCAGUUCGGGGCGCAGCCGGGCGACGGGAGACGUUUCACGAAGCAGCCCUGGCGCCUCGCGUGCUCUGCGCUCGGUGUUUUCUCAUCUCGUCAGUUCCAUUUUUCCAAAUACAGUUCGUGACCCAAGUCAGCGAUUUGGGGAUCCCGGGCUGCGACCUGCAGUUUGAGAAAACAUUGCUCCGUUCGGUGCAUAAUGAAUCCGAGUAUGAAGCAGAAACAAGAGGGAAGCAGAGAGAAUGUAAAGAAUAGUCCUGUGCCCAGAAGAACGCUGAAGAUGAUUCAGCCUUCUGCAGCUGGGUCCCUUGUUGGAAGAGAAAAUGAGUUGGUUAAAGGCUUGUCCAAAAGGAAACACUGGAACAACCAGUUAACAUCCAAGGCUACCAGCUCUGGAGUUGUUACUGUCCCAGAACACAGUGAAAAUAAAAAUUUUAGUGAAGUUACUCAAGAAGCAUAUGAUCUUAUGAUUGCAGAAAAUCCGUCCUCUCAAUAUUGGAAAGAAGUGGCAGAAAAGCGGAGGAAGGCCCUCUACGAAGCACUUAAGGAGAAUGAGAAAACGUGGGGGACACCGAACUUCGUUUCUGUCGUGCAGCUUCAUAAAGAAAUCGAACGGAAGGACAGCGAGAUCGCCCGCCUGAGGAGGGAGAACGAGGAGCUGGCCGAGGUAGCCGAGCACGUGCAGUACAUGGCGGAGGUGAUAGAGCGACUGCAGGAGGAGCCUCUGGGUAACUUCGAAUCACCAAAUAGUCAGGAGUGUGACUCAGAAGAGGAAACCCGUGAGGACUCGGCUGUGGAAGACCCAGACGUUGUUCCGUGCGCCGAAGAGGCGGUGUCUUCCUCUACAGAUGCCAGGCCCGGUGUGUGAAAGUCACGCGUGCCUGACUCCCGAGAGAUGCGCUGCUGGAGUUUCCCCCACUAGCGUUCUUGGUAGCAGAGCAACGCCUAUACUGCAGAGGGGGAGUCAGACCUCGUUGGAAUCCUGGGACCCCCGUUGUAUUAAAAUACAAAUACUAUGUAUUUUUAAUCUAUGAUGUUUUAUGUAAAUAGCAUUUUCUCAGUGGUCAGACAUGACUUGUGUGUAUGAUAAAUAAACUUCAGUCCCUUGUUGA
Neogale vison (American mink) is the source of this 1468-nucleotide messenger RNA. It is a transcript of the gene GMNN, whose product is annotated as geminin DNA replication inhibitor. The record is from RefSeq and is a predicted model, not a curated record. Bases 556 to 1224 code for a protein of 222 amino acids. The transcript is spliced from 7 exons. Lineage: Eukaryota; Metazoa; Chordata; Mammalia; Carnivora; Mustelidae. Gene Ontology annotation, biological process: negative regulation of DNA replication; negative regulation of cell cycle. Gene Ontology annotation, cellular component: nucleus.